GCACACAUUGACACACAUAAAUGUUCAAAGAGAUUGUUAUUUCACGUUGGUUUACAACCCCUGCACAUAUUGACAGUUGGAUUUAAGGCCAUUUCUUGCACUAAAAUCAGCACUGUUGGCAUCUCUCUCCUUCCAUGCACAGACAGCCUUAAUGCAACAAUAGCCUAGCAACUGUAGCGGGAAAACGAGGCAAACCAUUGGCUUGUAAUUUGAGCCUGGCUUCACAGACCCUUUUGUGCCUGUUUCCUUGGACACCAGAAGCAGGAAGUGAUAAGUUAUACCAAACACCUCCAAGAAUCCUGCACCAGCGCUUGGCUUGGCUUGCACGCUAUGAGGGGCCUACUAACUAGUCAGGAACAGGAUGGUUGGAGGGAACUGAUUAACAAGGAGGUUUUCUGCAGGAUCAGCUGGAAGGCAAAAUACGGACGAAAAUACCCCCAGCGCAUCUCCAGGCAAAAGUGUUUGCUGCCUGCCAUCUACCUUCCCAAGGAGCACUCAAGCUCUAGAAAUCGAGAAGGAGCUCCCCAAAAGGAGGACCAGCAGGAGCCAGCAGAAGAGAAGGUUGGGCUGAGUCUUCAGGAGCAUCUUCCAGAGAUGAGGGUCCCAACCCCAGAGACCACACAGCUGCUAUACAAGGGCUUCUCCCAUGAAGGCAAAGGGAGGCAGCAGUACCUCAAAGAGAGAAUGAUGAAGUCUCCUGAAGAAAAAUUUUACUACCCAGUGCUGUCUUCGUGGGAGUAUGGUUGGCGCUUAGGAGACACCAUUAAGGACAUCAGGACACCAGUUCACAAAAAAUCUUGUAUUGUAAAAGGUACUUUCUACUUCAAAAAUGGAAUCUUCUAUACUCCAUCCAAAACUGACAAAUUAGCAUGAAUACUGGCUGAAAAAAAGAAAAAAUGUUCCACUGUGUUGCUAUAUGCUUGCUGUGAUAUUAAAUCAGAAGCCCUACAUGAACUGGAUCCAGAUUUAAUCAUACUUAGAGUCAACCUAUUUAAACCAGCGAGGUCCAAAUCAUGUUCUCUAGGUCAACCUUUCAAAUAUCAAGGGCAGAAAAUAGAGGGUUUUCUAAAUGUAUGAAGAAACAAACAAACAAAAAAGAAUAAACAAAACAUGCACAAGAAA
Crotalus tigris (Tiger rattlesnake) is the source of this 1122-nucleotide messenger RNA. Its product is annotated as protein ATP6V1FNB. The transcript is spliced from 2 exons. Lineage: Eukaryota; Metazoa; Chordata; Lepidosauria; Squamata; Viperidae. The coding region runs from base 331 to 873 and encodes 180 amino acids. The record is from RefSeq and is a predicted model, not a curated record.